UUCUGAUAUAUAAAAAGAUAGAAAGAGAGGAUACAUAGGAAGGUAGGAACAGGUAAAAGGCCGCGCACAGUAGCGUCGAAAUCGAAAUAACGCGAUAAUGAGGCGAUCGAGGCGCGACGACGUGGCCGAUUUGGUUUAUCGAGAAAGUAGCGAUCGUCGAUGGUGAAUCUUAGCUCCUCCUUCGUCGUGAGGAGGACGAAUUUACUUACGAGUAGAACGGAAGAGGAGAGUUCAAAGAAGUGGAGGAGGGCACCAUGUAUCGUGGCUGGAUAUUAUGCUAAUCGCGUUACGGUCAGAAUGCGGGAGGAAGAACUCGAGUUAUCGCUCAAGGUGGUGAUAGUCGGUAAUGGCGCUGUGGGAAAAUCUUCAAUGAUUCAAAGGUUUUGCAAGGGUACUUAUACCAGGGAUUAUAAGAAGACCAUUGGCGUUGAUUUUCUCGAACGAGAAAUAGAGGUAGAUGGCGAAGACGUGAGAUUGAUGUUAUGGGACACCGCGGGUCAGGAAGAGUUCGACGCCAUAACGGCCGCUUAUUAUCGUGGCGCUCAUGCUUGUGUCCUUGCAUAUUCUGCCACCGAUAGAAAUUCUUUUGACGCUAUUCCUUCCUGGAAAUUAAAGGUAGAAAAUGAAUGCGGGGAAAUACCAACGGUACUCGUACAGAACAAAAUGGAUUUGGUCGAUCAAUGCGUGAUUGGUCCGGACGAAGCUGAGAGGCUUGGCCGUGCACUUGGAUGUAAAUUAUUACGAACAUCCGUGAAAGAAGAUGUCGGUGUUAUGAGCGUGUUCCGACAUUUGGCAUCGCGUUGUUUGCACGAAAUGCGUCGUAACGAUAACGAUUAUCAGGAAGAUUUAAGGUUGUAUUCUACAGGACCUAGAUCACCUUCUGUAAUAAGUGCCUUUAGUCCCAACGGAUCAACGUGUUGUCGUAAUAGCGGAAACGGCACCAUAGUUUUAAGGUCAGGAGGUAAAACGAGAAAUCAUAAAAAAAAGAAUUUCGUAAAGAGCGCCUGCAGAUUACUAUAAUCAAAGAAUAUUAAUCUAGUAAGAAAUAACGCAUUUUUAUAGUGGCAAUGUGCAACAUAAUAGAUGUUUAUAUGUAACUUAUAGAUUAUGCCUUAUUAUCUAUAAUCUUUAACAAAAAAAAAAAAAAACAAUUCCGUCCAGUUUCGAGUAUUGAAGACGUAUUAUGUACGUACGUGCGUUUAUAAUUUUUUUUUAAAAGUAUACUUCUUCGUAUAAAAGUUUCGAGGUUAAAGAUUACGUUUAAUGUGUGUG
Polistes canadensis is the source of this 1272-nucleotide messenger RNA. It is a transcript of the gene Rab23, whose product is annotated as ras-related protein Rab-23. The transcript is spliced from 6 exons. Gene Ontology annotation, molecular function: GTPase activity; GTP binding. Bases 160 to 1020 code for a protein of 286 amino acids. The record is from RefSeq and is a predicted model, not a curated record. NCBI's taxonomy places the organism in Eukaryota, Metazoa, Arthropoda, Insecta, Hymenoptera, Vespidae.